Molecule: messenger RNA, 2015 nt
Organism: Phragmites australis (common reed)
Lineage: Eukaryota; Viridiplantae; Streptophyta; Magnoliopsida; Poales; Poaceae
Product: indole-2-monooxygenase-like
Exons: 2
Coding region: 261-1853 (530 amino acids)
Molecular function (GO): monooxygenase activity; iron ion binding; heme binding
Source: RefSeq, a predicted model, not a curated record
UCAAUAUCUCAUGGAGCUAUACCGUGCAACUUGGAUUACGACCUAUCCUGAGCCCGUACGAUGAAUAGAAAGCAGUCGCUUCCUUAAAUUGAGACCCUGCCAGCGACAGAAAUUCACACCGCGACCAGUACCACACUUGAAUUGAGUGCCCAACUCAUCGUUUGUUGUUACAUUAAGGCAGUGUAUUAUGUAUAUAGGAUAGCUAGGUAGCUAGUGACCAUUCAAGCUGAUCUUUAAGCUGCAAAUUACUAGCAGUUAGCAUGGCUCAAGUGUCGUUGCUGCACUCGUGGCUCUCCCAUGGCGCCGCGAGCGUCACGCCACAAGCACUCGCCUUCAUCUUCUUCUUCCCUCUUGUCAUGCUGCUCGUCACGGCGCGCCUGCUGAGGCCGAGCAAGCAGCUGGAGACGCUGAGCCGGAUCCCCUCGCCCCCGCGGCUGCCGGUUAUCGGGCACCUCCACCUCGUCGGCUCACUCCCGCACGUCUCCCUCCGCGACCUCGCCCGCAGGCACGGCCCCGACCUCAUGCUCCUCCACCUCGGCGCCGCGCCCAAGGUCAUCGUCUCCUCGCCGCGCGCCGCCGAGGCAGUCCUCCGCACGCACGACCACGUCUUCGCCUCGCGCCCCUUCAACCCGCUUGCCGACAUCCUGUUCUAUGGCCUCCUCGACGUCGGCUUCGCGCCAUACGGCGAGCGGUGGCGCCAGGCCAAGAAGCUGCUCACCAUGCAUCUCCUCACCGCCAGGAAGGUGCGGUCCUUCCGCGGCGCGCGCGAGGCCGAGGUGCGCCACGCCGUGGCCAAGAUCCGCGGCGCGGCGGCCGCUGGGGACGCGCUGGACCUCAGCGCGCUGCUCAAGGCGUACACCAACGACGUCAUGUGCCGCGCCGUGUCAGGCAGGUUCUUCUUCGAGGACGGCCGGAACAGGCAGAUCCCCGAGCUCACCGACGUCGUCAAGGACGUGUUCGGGGCGUUCAAGCCGCAGGACUACUUCCCGGCGCUGGCGCGGGUGGACGUGCUCUCCAGGUCGUCGCUCGUCAACGCCACGGCGCUCAGGAACCGAUGGGACAAGCUCUUCGACGCGCUCAUCGACUUCCACGUCCACAGGCUGCCGCGCCACCAGGACGACGACGGCGGACAGGAGGAGGAAGCAGAGAGCGACUUCAUCGAUGUCAUGCUCUCCCUCAGGGAAGAGUACGGCCUCACUAGAAACCACAUCAAGGCCAUUCUGAUGAACAUGUUCAACGCUGGAACAGACACGACGUACCUGGUGCACGAAUUCGCCAUGGCCGAGCUGAUGCGACACCCGCACGCCAUGGCCAAGCUACAAACUGAGCUAAGGAGCAAGGUAACCAAGGGGGAUGCAGAGAUCCUUACCGAGGACGACGACCUUAGUAGCAUGACCUACCUCAAGGCGGUCAUCAAGGAGACCCUUCGGCUGCACCCACCCGGUCCGCUCUUCCUUCCCCACCUAAACACGGCCGACUGCGAGAUCGAGGGGUACAUGAUCCCCGCGGGGACAACGAUCAUGAUCAACGCUUGGAGUAUCGGUAGGGAUCCUAGGUUCUGGGAAGACCCCGAAGAGUUCAUGCCGGAGAGGUUCCUCGACGGUGGUCGUGCCGCCGGCGUCGACUACAAGGGGCAGGAUUUCAAUUACAUACCCUUCGGGUCAGGAAGGAGGAUUUGCCCCGGGUUGAGCUUUGGGAUAGCCUCCCUCGAGAUCAUGCUGGCGAAUCUCCUGUACCAUUUUGAUUGGGAGGUGCCCGGCCCCGGCGGGAGUGUCGACAUGACGGAGAAGUUUGGGGUCACCGUGCACCGAAAGAGCAAACUUGUGCUCCUCCCGAAACACAAGCUAGCUUAAGUCGAGUUUCCUUUUGGCUCGGCUACUAGCUAGGCCCGUACCGUAGUAAUAAGCUACCUUAAUUCAAGUUAAUUUCCGUUGUUGAGUGCACCACCAUGGAAGAAUUGCCUAUCUGUUUGUCAUGUAAAAGGCAUAUAUAUAUCUCUACCAUAUUAAUAAUUA